Molecule: messenger RNA, 823 nt
Organism: Neoarius graeffei (lesser salmon catfish)
Lineage: Eukaryota; Metazoa; Chordata; Actinopteri; Siluriformes; Ariidae
Product: NHP2-like protein 1
Exons: 3
Coding region: 206-592 (128 amino acids)
Biological process (GO): mRNA splicing, via spliceosome; maturation of SSU-rRNA; ribosome biogenesis
Cellular component (GO): U4/U6 x U5 tri-snRNP complex; precatalytic spliceosome; nucleolus
Molecular function (GO): RNA binding
Source: RefSeq, a predicted model, not a curated record
UGGAGGAGACGCAGAAGAAGUCAGCUGUUCAGGACGGGAACGUUAGCAUUAAAGCUAAAUCCAGCGCGUGGAAUAAUCACAGCGGUUUAUUUCUGCUUCGUUAUUAUCAGUUAAAUUUGUAUUUUGUCCUCCGUGAAGCACACGCCGAGAGGACGAAUAAACUCUUUCUGUUUUCCUGAAGAAGCUUUAUUCUCAAGCAGUAAUCAUGACCGAACCAGAAGUCAACCCAAAGGCGUAUCCUCUGGCUGACGCCACUUUAACUAAAACCAUUUUGGAUUUGGUGCAACAAGCCUCUAACUAUAAACAGCUGAGGAAAGGAGCUAAUGAAGCCACCAAAACACUCAAUCGUGGGAUCUCAGAGUUCAUUGUGAUGGCUGCUGAUGCAGAGCCUCUGGAGAUCAUUCUUCAUUUGCCACUGUUGUGUGAGGAUAAGAACGUCCCGUAUGUGUUUGUGCGCUCCAAGCAGGCCUUGGGUCGAGCGUGCGGAGUGUCUCGGCCUGUAAUUGCCACUUCGGUCACUAUAAAGGAGGGCUCACAGCUGAAGCCUCAGAUCCAGUCUGUGCAGAUGGCCAUUGAGAGACUGUUGGUCUGAUUUGGGAAAGACAAAAUGCCGACGAAUGUUUUGAAUGAGCUUACUUUUUUUUUUUUUGAAAACAUUGAAGUGUUUGUCAUUUUAAUUCAGAUGUUCUUGUUUUCUGGUGUACAAUUUAAAUUAUAUAUAUACACAUCUGGUUUUGUUACAUUUGACUCAACUUUUGUAAAAAUCAGUUGAUACACGUGAGCAUUUUCCAUAGAAACUAUUUUACUUGCUUGUAAUAAAUGA